GUUUUUACUUUGACCGAGGCAAUGGAGCUUCUGUCGCUUCUAACACUUUUGGUAUUGGCCAUUGGCAGAGAGGGCUGUCAGCUUCAGAGCUCCGCCAGCGAAACGACCAAGGACUGGUGGCAAACGGCCCAGUUCUAUCAGAUCUACCCGCGCUCCUUCAAGGACUCAGAUGGCGAUGGCAUUGGCGACUUGAACGGCAUCACCAGCAAACUGGAGUACUUGAAAGACCUAGGGGUCACUGCUGCCUGGCUGUCGCCCAUUUUCACCUCGCCCAUGGUGGACUUUGGCUACGAUAUCUCCGACUUCUAUGACAUUCAGCCGGAGUACGGCACCCUUGAUGACUUCAGGGCUCUGAUCAAGCGAGCCAAAGAGCUAGACCUGAAGAUCAUCUUGGACUUUGUUCCCAAUCACUCGAGUGACAAGAACUCCUGGUUUGUGAAGUCGGUGAACCGGGAGAAGGGCUACGAGGACUACUACGUGUGGCAUGACGGAAAGGUGAAUGCCUCCACUGGGGAGAGGGAACCCCCUACCAACUGGCUGCAGUACUUCCGUGGAAGUGCCUGGGAAUGGAAUGAGGUGCGUCAGCAGUACUACCUCCACCAGUUUGCAGUACAGCAGCCCGAUCUUAACUACCGUAAUCCCCUGGUUGUCGACCAGAUGAAGCGAGUGCGGCGCUACUGGCUGAAUGAGGGCGUUUCCGGUUUCCGGUGCGAUGCUCUGCCUCCGCUCUUUGAGGUCUUACCGAAUGCGGAGGGGCAGUUUCCCGACGAAGCUGUGAGCGGGGCCACCGAGGACUCGGAGGAUCGCAACUAUUUGACCACCACGUACAUCGAGAAUCAGCCGGAGACCAUCGACAUGGUUUACCAGUGGCGCACUGUGCUCGACGAUUACAAGCGUAUUUACGGCGGCAACUCGAGCGUUCUGCUCAUCGAAACCUACUCCCCCGCCUGGUUCAGCAUGCAGUUCUACGGAAAUAGGACCACCGAGGGAGCCCACCUGCCCUUCAACUUCAACCUGAUCACGGUGAUGGAGCAGGAGGGUCUGAAUGCCACCAACGUGAAGGAGGCGAUUGAUUUGUGGCUGAAAAACAUGCCAGCAGGUCGCACGGCCAAUUGGGUGUUGGGGAACCACGACAAGCGCAGGGCCGCCAGUCGGUAUGGCAAGGAGCACAUUGAUGCCAUGAACACGCUGGUCAUGAUCCUGCCGGGCGCCAGUGUCACCUACCAGGGCGAGGAGAUCGGCAUGACCGACGGCGAGAUCAGCUGGGAGGACACCGUGGACCCGUGGGCCUGCAACUCGAAUGCCAACAUCUACGAGCAGUACACCCGGGAUCCCGAGAGGACCCCCUUCCAGUGGACAGGUGGCACCAAUGCCGGGUUCACCAAUGGCUCCACCACCUGGUUGCCACUGGCCGAAGGCUACGAGACCAUAAACGUGGAAACGGAAUUGAGUGCCGAUCGUUCUCAUUUGAAGAUCUACAAGGCCUUGGUGGCCCUACGCAAAUCAUCCAAGACUCUGCAGAAUGGCUCCACGAAGUACGAUACAAUAUCGGAGGAUGUCUUUGUAGUUCAAAGAUCUCUGACCAACUCAGCCACAAUUGUUGGGGUCAUCAACUUUGGGUCGGUGGCCAAAACCAUUGACUUGAGUCAGUUUGACAAGAAUCGCACCGAAAGCUUGCAGCUUCUCAUCAGAAGUAUUGACUCCACAAAAGCAGAAGGCACUCGUUACGAUCCGAAAACCUUGAGCCUGGACCCCGCGGAAGCCCUAGUUUUAACCACCGAAUAAAAGUCUUUAUUU
This is a messenger RNA of Drosophila takahashii, 1797 nucleotides long. It is a transcript of the gene Mal-A8, whose product is annotated as Maltase A8. Lineage: Eukaryota; Metazoa; Arthropoda; Insecta; Diptera; Drosophilidae. Gene Ontology annotation, biological process: carbohydrate metabolic process. The record is from RefSeq and is a predicted model, not a curated record.